AUCUGUACAUUCCACGUGACUUGUGUCGUAGAUCGUGUAGACCAUAAUUGUACAGCUGUCAAUAUGGUCUACAGCUCGUAGCAAGCCGAGUUGAGAACGAAGAGUAGAUUAAUUCACGUAAAGAUUUCGGUUUUGUCUAAGCAAAAUUUAUAAUAUUUUAUAUUUUUAUAAUCACUAAUACGGUUCUUAGAUUUGUAGUAAAUAAAUGUAUAGUACAAACAGCACAUUAUAAAUAUAGUCAUAACGUUCAAGAAAAGAGGGUACCCUAAAAAGCCGGCAACGCACUCGCAAGCCUUCUGGCAGAGUGAGUGUCGCAACGCCGUCCCCAGCCGAAUCAGCCUCCAGUCUAUUCGACGCUAUUUAAUUUAAAAAAAAGAUAAUAUAUGUUGUAAAUUAAAAUCGUUAUAAAGUUUAAAAAAAAAUCUAUUACGUUAAAUACAGUAGAGGAAAUAAGUAUUUUCCUUCUAGUUAGAUAUCGAAAGUGUUAUUGAGACGAGUGUUAAACAGGCUAUUAGUCAGGGCUACACAGGUUGCGGUGUCGAAAGGGCGAGGGAGGACCGCGGCGCUAAUUCAAUAACAAUUGUUUAAUCGCGGAGAGAUUUGCGAAGGGUGUUCUGCCGAUUUGUCAGCCCUCCGCCCUCUGCUCUCGCGAGAUAUAUACCGAGUGCGUGUACGCCGACGGUCAUUUGGUCCUCGUCUGCGCCAUGCCCGGCGUUGUGACGAGACGUGGUGUGCGCCGAGGCUUCUCCUCCGCCUUCUUCUCAGUCGAUAACCUGGCGCAAGAACUCGCUUCUAUCUCGCAACCCGCUAAUGAAACGGUGUACGUGGAGGCAGAGGAUGGCGUGCUGCGCUGCGGUAGCCCGGCACGAACGACGCUUCAGGCCGCACUUGCUCCGUCACCGCCCGCCGCGGCUUUGCUGCUAGAGGUGUGUGCACCACCGAAAAUGGAUUGCUCUUCGGGAGAAGCCACUCUGCGUCUGCGGCUUGCAGCUGACGCGCCACCACACGCGGAUCUCACCAUGUGGUUUGAUGAAACUACCUUGGCACUCCUCGACAUGCCUUUUCUUACACUACGUAACAUUACGGGGAAAAGGAACUACAAGUGUCACGAGUGCAGUGUCGAGUUUGACAACCCAAACCCCUUGAAAAUACAUUUGUUCUCAAAGUGCCAACCCUUCGAUGAGAUAAGGUUUUGGAAGAAAUGUGUGGAAAUACUCCGCGGAAACUCAAUAACGGCAGCCGCAACCCUGUCAACGGCAGUCGACAGAGUGGCGUUCUCGAGUCCGGCCUGGGAGUGGCGAGGUGGAAGCGAAAUGGAAACUUUAGCCGCCGCCUGGGGCCGCGUGGGCCGCGGGCACGUGUGCGUGUAUUGCGGCAAGUUGUACUCUCGCAAAUACGGCCUCAAGAUCCAUAUUCGCACCCACACCGGCUACAAGCCGCUACGCUGCCGAUACUGCGCCCGCCCCUUCGGCGACCCGAGCAACCUAAACAAGCACUUGAGGCUUCACGCCGCCGCUGACGCAGCUCCUUCGUCGCCGUCGCCCCACGCUUGUCCACUCUGCGGAAAAGCUCUCGCCCGUCGAAGAGACCUCCAACGACAUUUGCGUACGCACCACGCCACCGAGUCACCGGAACUUGAUACUUCCGAUUUGUCGAAGUAAGCAAUUCCAUCUCCAUUUUGUUAAAUUAUUCUUACAUUAGAUUGUGAUCGUAGUAUAGGUAAGUAUAAAAUAUGCGUAUUUUACUUAACAUAUUAUAUUGUUUAUU
Pieris napi is the source of this 1767-nucleotide messenger RNA. It is a transcript of the gene Prdm13, whose product is annotated as zinc finger protein 846-like. NCBI's taxonomy places the organism in Eukaryota, Metazoa, Arthropoda, Insecta, Lepidoptera, Pieridae. The transcript is spliced from 3 exons. Gene Ontology annotation, cellular component: nucleus. The record is from RefSeq and is a predicted model, not a curated record. Bases 705 to 1661 code for a protein of 318 amino acids.